Molecule: messenger RNA, 1436 nt
Organism: Xenopus laevis (African clawed frog)
Lineage: Eukaryota; Metazoa; Chordata; Amphibia; Anura; Pipidae
Gene: aga.L
Product: aspartylglucosaminidase L homeolog
Exons: 9
Coding region: 17-1060 (347 amino acids)
Cellular component (GO): lysosome; cytoplasm
Molecular function (GO): N4-(beta-N-acetylglucosaminyl)-L-asparaginase activity; hydrolase activity
Source: RefSeq, marked provisional
CCUGAAUGAGGGGAGUAUGGAGAGCGCCGCUGGCAGCUGCCUGGUACUUUGCGUUUUGACGCUUGUUUGCGCUGCCGAGUUCAACUCUGAGCUGCCUCUGGUCAUCAAUACGUGGUCUUUUCGGAACGCGACCGAAGCAGCAUGGAGAGUGCUGGAAGCAGGCGGUUCUGUUUUGGAUGCAGUUGAGAAGGGAAGUGCUCAGUGUGAAAUUGAUCAGUGUGAUGGCAGUGUUGGAUACGGUGGAAGCCCUGAUGAAAACGGAGAAACAACUUUAGAUGCUAUGAUUAUGAAUGGUAAUACAAUGGAAGUUGGAGCAGUUGCUCAACUGAGAAGAAUCAAAAAUGCUAUUGGUGUGGCCAGAGCAGUUAUGGAGCAUACCAAACACACAUUUUUAGUUGGAGAAUCUGCUUCAUUGUUUGCUGAGAGUAUGGGCUUUAUGCGUGAAGACUUAACAACCAACCGUUCACGGUCCAUUCAUUCUAAGUGGCUUGAUCAAAGCUGCCAACCAAAUUACUGGAAGAAUGUUGUUCCAGAUGCUUCAAAAUCGUGUGGUCCUUAUCAUCCAAUGAAAGGAGUAAUAAAUGGAAAGCAGUCUCAUCUUCAGCAGAAAAAAAUCAAUGUGCAUAACCAUGACACAAUAGGGAUGAUUGCCAUCGAUAAAGCAGGAAACGUUGCAGCAGGAACCUCUACAAAUGGCGCAACUCAUAAAAUUCCAGGCCGUGUGGGUGAUUCACCAAUCGCGGGUGCUGGAGCAUAUGCGGAUAGCUCAGUGGGAGCUGCUUCAGCCACAGGAGAUGGAGACAUUAUGAUGCGUUUUUUGCCAAGCUACCAAGCAGUGGAAUACAUGAGGAUGGGAAGUGAUCCUACUGCAGCAUGCCAGAAAGCCAUCGUUAGGAUCCAAAAGUAUUUCCCAAAUUUCUUUGGAGCUGUUAUUUGUGCCAAUUCAACCGGAAGCUACGGUGCUGCAUGCAGCAAGACUCCAGGUUUCACUGAGUUUCACUUUACAGUCUUUAGAUUGGGACUUUCACAACCCCUAGAUGAAGCAGUGAUUUGCAUGUAGUAUGAAGCCACACUAGUCAAUCAGUGCAUUUGGUGAGCGGAGGGAAGUAUUGAAAGAUCCUGAUCAUGCAAUCAGCAGGGAGCAUCUUUAUCACUGAGAUGCACUGCAAAACCAACAGGAAGCUGGCAAACACCUUGGCACGGGAAGGCGAAUGAUCAAAAGCCUAGAACAGAACCAACGCUUACCUGAAAGGCUAAUGAUUAUGAACCUACCAAGCAAAGCUCAGGAGGAGAUGUAGGGUUUAACAUUGGUUUGGAUAUACACGUCAAAGGAAAACUAUAACCCCCAAACAAUGUAUGUCUCUAUUAAAAGAUAUUGCAUAAAACAGCUCAUGUGUAAAAGCCUGCUUCAUGUAAAUAAACCAUUUUCAUAAUAA